Molecule: messenger RNA, 384 nt
Organism: Pseudocercospora fijiensis CIRAD86
Lineage: Eukaryota; Fungi; Ascomycota; Dothideomycetes; Mycosphaerellales; Mycosphaerellaceae
Exons: 5
Coding region: 1-384 (127 amino acids)
Source: RefSeq, a predicted model, not a curated record
AUGGUUGAUGUGUCUCUCAUAAUGCGAGGGAGAAUAAUCAUGCGGGCCUCGAGGCUCGAGAGCACAAAGCUACUGCUUGCGCAGGUAACGCGGCAAGACGUGAUUGUACUUGGUGAAGUUGGUGUGCAGCUCUUUAGCCAGGCAUUAGUUCUAUUGCGUUGUGUGGAGGGGACCAUCACCAGACUGGUUCAUCAUGUUGUGUCCAAGUCAGAAUCGGCAAUGACAACUGCAUCGGCAUCAGCACCCGCACCAGCACCCGCACCAGCACCAGCACCAGCACCCAGCACCCAGCACCCAGCACCCAGCACCCAACACCGCGGGACCGUGGGGAUCGUCGGGAAGUGUACGCUCUCUCAGAACUCUGACCUCCUCCUCCUCCCUUGA